GCCCUGUGGUUUACGUGCUGGACCUGGCUGACCGCCUCAUCUCCAAGGCCGGCCCCUUUGCUGCAGCGGGCAUCAUGGUGGGCUCCAUCUAUUGGACAGCUGUCACUUACGGAGCCGUCACUGUCAUGCAGGUGGUAGGCCAUAAGGAGGGGCUGGAUGUCAUGGAGCGAGCAGACCCCCUGUUCCUGCUCAUCGGGCUUCCCACCAUCCCUGUCAUGCUGAUCCUCGGCAAGAUGAUCCGCUGGGAGGAUUACGUCCUGCGGCUGUGGAGGAAGUACUCCAACAAGCUCCAGAUCCUCAACAGCAUCUUUCCAGGGAUCGGCUGCCCGGUUCCUCGCAUCCCCGCAGAGGCCAGCCCGCUGGCCGACCACGUCUCAGCCACACGGAUCCUGUGCGGCGCUCUGGUCUUCCCCACCAUCGCCACCAUCGUGGGGAAGCUCAUGUUCAGCAGCGUCAACUCCAACCUGCAGAGGACCAUCCUGUUCUUCCUCAGUGAAGGGCAUCAUGUUAGUGAGAGCAGACUUAUGGAGCUGAGCUCGUCUCAGGAUGAAGCGGCUGAAUAUGGAGAGAAAAUAGACUCACUCCCAUUUGUGUGUGCGUAUUCUUGACUUGUGGAUAAAUUGGAAUUUGUGAGUGCGUUGACUUUUUUAUAUUAAUUAUUGGGAAUAUUGGUUUAGGAAAGUGGGAAAAUGUCCACCAGAUAUUAUUUACAAUCAAAGUUCAAAGCGGCUGAAAAGAAAACUCUCAAGCGUUUCCCCAUUUUUUUGUGCACUUUUUCCCAGACUUGAAAAGGGCUGAGCAUCCAAAGUUGAAGGCUGAUCUACUCAGACUGCCACUUCAGAUUAUUUUUCCAAUCUUUAUUUUCCAUUUAGUCAGUCAGCAGUCAAUAAGUAAAAAUCUUAAAACACACAAUAAUAAUAGCAAUAGAUAUUUCCAAAUUCAAAUUCCAUUACACAAUAGCAAGAAACAACUUUAAUCAAUAAUAAUUAUAUAAUUUCAAGUACUUCAAUUAACUAGCAACCUCUCUAAUUUUACAGUGAAUUCAUGUACUUUAUUUUAAUUAUGUUUUUAUUUAAAUUCAUAAAUCAAGUUCCAAUUCAUUUAAGAAUGUCUUUAAAUUAACUUCAUCAAAAAGUAAUUAUAUUCAUUUGAAAACUUCACACCAUAAAUUUACCAAAGUUACACCGUACACCAGCAGGUUAAACAUUGAAGUGCAUGAAAAUUCCGACCGGUACCUGAAGUACACACAAACAAUUGUGAAACACGCGCCUAGUUCCCACAGCGCACUGAUCGAACAGGAAGUAAGUGAUCAUGGUCAUUCUAGCGCUCAGACAGAGUCACUUCUUACCGGCUGCCUGUUCUACGGAUGGAUUACAAACGUGCACAGGUAGACAUGCUUCACACACGCGCUACCGAGCCUGUAGCUCGCCAGUGCUUUUUCCUGAAUGAAAUACCUGCGUCGCCAAUAAAUGUUCGAUGCAGCGCGCCCAGCUGCACAACAGUUCCGUCACGCAACUCAGACUUGGCUCUGAUGACCCAGCAUCCUAGCAGCAUUUAAACGCAUCACUCACAGACUAAUCUCUGAGACGUGAAGUCUCACAUCAGAUCUGUGUUUAACUGAGGUUUUGCGUGUGCAUAACGAGUGAUUCAUAUGUAAUUUUUAGGGCUGUCAGGUUUGUCGCGUUAAUUACACGUUAAUCUGACGUGCUUGACGCCGGCAAUUUUUUUUAUUUUUAUUUUUUUCCUUCUUUUUACUGAUUUUAACAUAUAAAAAACAGUAAACAACAACACACACUUAGCCCCCCUACCCCCACUGCACCAGAAUAUUACAACAAAGAGCAAAAAAUAGGGUUCCUAAGAAUACAAAAUAAUUAAAAAGAUAAUAAAAGGAAGGUUCACAAUUGUACAGUAAUGGUGUGGCAGAGCUGUACAGGUACACAGACACAAAUCUAUGAGGGAGAAAUGUUGUAAAAAUAAGUAGCUAAAUAAGAUAUCCAUAUGGUGAAAUA
Oryzias melastigma (Indian medaka) is the source of this 2009-nucleotide messenger RNA. Its product is annotated as E3 ubiquitin-protein ligase MARCHF5. The record is from RefSeq and is a predicted model, not a curated record. Gene Ontology annotation, molecular function: zinc ion binding. Lineage: Eukaryota; Metazoa; Chordata; Actinopteri; Beloniformes; Adrianichthyidae.